GAGCAGAAUACAGUGUUGCAGAAACCAUAGGAGUUGAGGGGAGAGUUGUCUUCACUGGUUAUUAGCGGCAUCCGAAAACGUCGACUUCACUCCAAUCACUAGCCCUGCCUUUGGCAUGAUGGAUCGCAAUCGAAGUCCACAAGGUGAAACUGCCCAGAUUCUUGUAGAAUUCUUAGAAGUUGCCAUUACAUCAGUUGUGUUCCUCAAAGGAGUUUACCCAAGUGGGGCAUUUGAAAGGCGGCGUUACAUGAAUGUUGUGGUUCAAAGAGCUAGACACCCGGAGCUUCAACAAUAUAUCCAUUCCUCUGUCAAUGGUCUUCUUCCUUUCAUACAAAAGGGAUUAGUUGAGAGGGUGGCGGUAAUUUUUUCUGAUAGCAACAAUGUACCUAUCGAGAGAUUUGUUUUCAAGAUAAAUGUGAACCAAUCUUAUGGUUCGAAGUUGGAGGAAGCUGAUCUGGAGUUCUCUCUUAAAUCAUUUUUGAUCAAGCUUCCUUUGUCACAAUCGUUAAUGAAGGUUCUUCCACCAGAUUGCAGGUGGGAGAUAACAGCUUACUUCCACUCUCUCCCACAGAGUGGUACCAGCAAAGAUGCUGAAAUUUGGGUCCCAACAGAUACUCAGCAGUGGCAACAAGCACCUCUUAUAACUCCUAUUAAGUCCAUGAGUAGUGAACCUCUAGGUGUUCAGCUAUAUCUUGAACAUCCAAGUCUCUCUGAACCAAAGGCAUAGAGGGAGGUCAUCUCAGAGGCAUUUGUCAUGGAUCUCUUCCAACAGAAUUAGUAAAGGUGUGCCAAUAUCUCAUGCUGGUGUGGUUCCUGACAUCUUUCCACUUUUCAUACCAUUCUCUUUUCAACCAUUAGCUAUUCGAAACUCACUUGCCUGACUUAUGCACAGGGACUCAAAGAAAACAUAGUUACGUCACCAGAUUAUCUUGUAAAGCUCCUGAUAUACAUGUUGAUCAGUUUUAUCUGAGUGCCCAUUAUCGUUUGGAAGUUCAUUUCCUUACAAUUACAGUGUAGAAUUUAAACUGGUUGGCCAAUCUAUUCUAAAAGUAUUCGAGUGUCAUAUGUACUCAACCUAUUUAUUUGAGUAUAUGAAUGAUUUUAAACAUUUAUUAUGUGAAUUUUGAAUUGAUUUUUUAAUUCUAUUUU
Solanum stenotomum is the source of this 1149-nucleotide messenger RNA. Its product is annotated as DNA polymerase zeta processivity subunit. NCBI's taxonomy places the organism in Eukaryota, Viridiplantae, Streptophyta, Magnoliopsida, Solanales, Solanaceae. Gene Ontology annotation, cellular component: zeta DNA polymerase complex. The record is from RefSeq and is a predicted model, not a curated record. Bases 116 to 727 code for a protein of 203 amino acids. The transcript is spliced from 5 exons.